Messenger RNA from Nothobranchius furzeri (turquoise killifish), 3382 nucleotides. RefSeq names its product autophagy related 4C, cysteine peptidase (gene atg4c). The record is from RefSeq and is a predicted model, not a curated record. NCBI's taxonomy places the organism in Eukaryota, Metazoa, Chordata, Actinopteri, Cyprinodontiformes, Nothobranchiidae. Gene Ontology annotation, molecular function: protein-phosphatidylethanolamide deconjugating activity.
AGAUCACAUGACUACCGUUGUACUUCCUCAAACAUUGGUGUUUGCAGCGGGGCGUGAAGUUGUGCAGCAGCUUACAUAGAAGAUUUAGUUUAUUUUAUGACACGAUGCCUCGUUUAAACUUGACUCCUGAACAACGACGCGUUUGUGACAGAAACCCAACUGGAUAAGGUUCGUGUUGCUGUGUGGGAAUGGGUUAUCUCCCUCGCUGGUCCACAUGGAGAAUAAAGGGAGCGACGAGGUGGAAAAACUGAAGACUAAAUUCAUGUCAGCGUGGCACAAUGUGAAAUACAGUUGGGCUCUCAAACUCAAGACAUCAUUCAGUAGAGAUUCUCCAGUGUUCCUUCUGGGGAAGUGUUACCAUUUCAAAGCUGAAGAUGACGACUGCUUUUCUCAAACCAGCUGUGAAGCUUCUGGUGAGGACUGUGCCACGGGGAACGUAGAGGCUUUUCGAAAGGAUUUUGCGUCCCGAGUGUGGCUGACCUACCGGGAAGAUUUCGCUCCUCUCCCAGGCAGCACCCUGACCUCUGACUGUGGGUGGGGCUGCAUGCUGAGGGCUGGACAAAUGAUGCUGGCUCAAGCUCUUGUGCUGCACUUUUUGGGCAGAGAAUGGACGUGGUCAGAGGCGCUCACCCUUCAGCCUUUAGACACAGAAACAUGGACCGCCACUGCAGCAAAGCGUCUCGUCACCUCUCUGGAGGCUUCUCUGCAGGGUGCCAUGAGGACCUCUGACAGCAAACCAUCUCCUGCACCUUCAGGCCAAAAUCCAGGAUCAGCGGAGGAGGCGGAUGCACAUCUGAAGGAGAUGAACCACCGCACUCUGGUCUCCUGGUUCGGGGACACCUCCUCAGCUCCACUGGGUCUGCACCGAUUUGUGUAUUUAGGACAAACAAUGGGAAAGCAGGCAGGGGACUGGUAUGGCCCAUCCGUGGUGGCUCACAUCCUCAAGAAAGCCGUCAAAAAAGCGAUGGACCCUGGCUUGGCGGGUAUAACUGCCUACGUCUCCCAGGACUGCACAGUUUACAGUGCUGAUGUGCUGGACUGCCACAAGGCGCCCAGAGCAGGAGAGACUCCCGAUGACACGCCAAGAAACGGACCAGCGCCGCAGCCCACGCCGCCAAACAACCGCGCCGUCGUCAUCCUCGUUCCUGUGAGGCUGGGAGGAGAGAGGACAAAUCCGGUGUAUUUUGAGUUUGCAAAGAGCGUACUGAGUCUGGAGUACUGCAUAGGCAUCAUCGGAGGAAAGCCCAAACAGGCCUGCUACUUCGUGGGAUUUCAAGACGACAGCUUGAUUUACAUGGAUCCUCAUUACUGUCAGUCUUUUGUGAAUGUCAGCAGCAGCGACUUCUCUCUGCAGUCGUUUCAUUGCCCCUCACCAAAGAAGAUGCCUUUUAGCAAAAUGGAUCCAAGUUGCACUAUUGGCUUUUAUUCCAGAAGUGCUGAAGACUACGAGAGAAUCAGUGAGGAGCUGUCCAAGUUGCUGCAGCCGUCCGCAAAGGAGAAAUACCCAGCGUUCACUUUCAUGCAAGGUCACAGCAGAGAUUACGACCUGUCGGCGGGCCUGAACCCGGGGAAGCGAGAGUGGCCCUUCAUCCGAGACAAGCCGAGGAUCGUCACCACCGCAGGGGACUUCGUGCUGCUCUGACGGCCCGCCUUAAAUGGGGAACUGGAACUGAAAUCUACACGCACACACACACACACAUUUAGUGACUCUUUAACAUUAAUCCAGAUUUUACAUCUGGUUAGAUUUUUGUGGCCUGGCGAUGCGAACAGACAAAAAAAUCAGGAACUUAUCAGAUUUUCACGCUGCUCCACUGAAUCUGACUGUAUGUUUUUAUUAUUAUAGUAGCAUUAAAAUAACACUUUAUAUGUCAUUACUUCUGCUUUUGUAGUUCAGACGUUUCUACAAUCUUGUCUGGGGCCUCAUUUGUAAAAAAAAAAAAAAAAAAAAAAUAUUUGUUCAUCAGAAGAAAUCAAAUUUACGUGUUUUUUAAUUUUUUUAUUUCUGUGUCAGGAUGCACUCUAGACACCGAGUGAUUUCCUACUGGUAAUAAUUUCAGGGCUUUUUUUUAAGAGAAACCUGCAUCAAAGCUUGUUUUAGAAUAUUCAUUAACUCCACAAAUGAAGUGAAUAGUUAAAAUCGUCAAAAGUUAAAAGAGGAUGUAAUGCACCGCGCAUUUCAGCUUUUUAGCUUUGAUUCAUGACCUUAAAUGAGAUUCUUAGACAUCUCUAAGCUCCGUUCCUUUAGGCUCAUCAUUAUUUAUAUACUAAAUGUUUACACUGCAAAAACCGAUUUCUAAGAAAGUAAAAAAAGUGUCAUUUUUAAAUUUCUUAUCUUAUUUUUUGUCUAAAAAGAAAAUGAGUUAUUCUCAAGAAAAAUAGCAUUACUUAAAAUAAGAUAAAUAUGAUAAAAAUGGUCUUGUUUGGAGUAAACAUCUGCCAGUGGACUAGCUGGAAUUCUUUAAACCAGCAAAUAAAUCAAAAUUUAGAUCAUUUUGCUAUUUUAAAGAGUUCUAGCGACUAGUAGCAACUUUUGCUUACUCCACUGGUGGAUUGUUUUUUUUAGAGGAUUAUGAUAUGGUUAUGAUUAUAUGAUUUUUAAGAUUCUUUACCUUAUUUUACAUAAUAUUAUUUUUCUAGAGAUUUUUUUCCCUUUUUGGGCCAAAAAUAAGAUAAAAUGUCUAAAAAUUGGUUGUUUUUAAAUCAGUUUUUGCAGUGUAGAAGCUGUUUAAAGAAAAAGUGCAAGUUUAAAUCAAAGCAUUAUUCUUUUUUUUUGUAAACGAGGCUCUGGGAUUUCACUAAUUUAUGUAAAAAGACCUCCACUGGUCUCGGAUCAGUAUUACCUAUCUGAAGUUUGCCCAUUGAUCCUCACCUGGAGUAUUUAAAAUCCUUUUUGUCUAACACCUUUCUAGCGUAUUUCUGAAAAUUUGUGAACUUUUUGUUGAGGUAGAAUUUUCACAGUUAAGCACAAUUUUCACCCGAGUGGCAGGAUGUGUGUUUGUUUGCGUACACGGAGCCUGGAUGAGUCAAAGCGGCGAAACUGCCACGAGCUGCACUCUAUUGAGAUUUAUCUUGAGUAAAAUCACUUCUGUCAAAUUCAUGAAACAUGCAAAUCGAUGGUUUGCCCAAAUGUGCAUUUUUCAGCUGCUGUUGCAACAUCUUUGCAACAGUCUGCAAAAGUCUGCAAAAGUCUUUGACACAUGUUCUGAUUUGUUCCUAUGCUCCAACAUUGAGAUGAAGAAGAUCUGUUACUGUGCAAUAAUUAAAAUGAACAAAUAAUACACAAAUGCAUCAGUCGAGCACUUUUCUGCGUCACACACUGUAAGUCAUUUUCAUUUGUUUAAACUAACGUGCCCUUAAUAAAAAGUUUUAACGCUGUCGAGCU